UAUGACAUCUUCAAAUGAUUUCCCAACUGGAAAAAAAAAUGUUUUAAGAUGUUCAGCUCUUCACAUGCAGAUACACAGCUCCAGAUUUGUUGAUCUGAUCGUUUGCCUUUUUUUCUUUUGUCUGAUUUCCCAAAGCCAACAAUGGAUACUGAAACCCAACGAGUACAUUGUAAAUGAAUGUAGCCAUUUUAGCGUAUAUUUAUUAAUAUUGUCUUAUGUGCAUUUUUUUUUAUUGCAGAAAAUCAUAGUUUUGUGUGAUUUGAAGCAACAUCCAUAACCUGAUGGAUAACAUGUCUUAUCCUGUGAUACUGACUCUCAUGGUGCCCAAAGAAUCUAAAUCAUACAGACAUAUAUACUUCACUUGUUUUCUGACCCUUUACAUGCUUAUAUUGUCAAUUAAUAUACGUCUUGUUAUGAUCAUUAUCAUGACAAAAGCACUUCAUGAACCGAUGUACAUAUUCUUGUCUUAUCUGUGUGUAAAUGGGGUUUAUGGAGCCACAGGAUUCUACCCUAAAAUUCUGUCUGAUUUAAUGUUGGAUUCAUAUGUGAUCUCCUCUCUCAUGUGUGCUCUGCAGAUCUUUGUUAUUUACAGCUCUUUACUGAAUGAGUUUACAAUAUUAACAGUGAUGUCUUAUGAUAGAUAUGUAGCCAUAUGUAAACCUUUAGAUUAUCAUUCCAAAAUAACUAACUUCACCUGUGUGAAAUUAAUUCUGUUUUCAUGGAUUCUUCCCAACAGCAUCUCAGCUACAGCAAUCCUGUUAUCAUACUUGAGGCCAUUUUGUAAAUAUCACAUCGACAAAUUAUAUUGUGACAACUGGUCAGUUGUAAAACUGUCUUGUACAUCAUCUUUUGUGAAUAAUAUCUAUGGAUAUAUUUUUUCAGUUUUUUUUUUUAGCUGUGUAGUUAUUGUCAUAGUGUCCUAUGUUAAGCUGAUCUCUGCAUGUAAAACAUCUUUAGAAAACAGAAGGAAAUUCUGGCAAACGUGUCUGCCACACAUGUUAUCACUGAUAAAUUUCUCUUUUGCUUUGCUUUUUGAUAUAACGUAUAGCAGAUAUGGUUCAAAUGACAUUCCAGAGAGCCUGCGUCAUUUUCUGGCUUUAGAGUUAGUUAUUGUCCCUCCUGUUUUUAAUCCUGUAAUGUACGGGUUAAAUAUUAGGACAGUGCGCAGAGUUUUUUUCUCGUGUAUUUCAGCAAGAGUGAAUGUUUUAGAAGCUAAAAAGGCUUAAAUCCUUGAUAGUUACUUGAUGUGCUCUACUGAAACACACAUGCAAAAUGGUGUCAUUUGUUUUAUAAAUUAAUUAUAGCAAAAUGUAAGAAAAACAAGCAUAUACAAGCUGCCCUUGGGAAUAGAAAUCAUAAAACAUUCCAGGAAAAAUACAUUUGUUAUGCUUUCACUGCUCCCAAAUGCACUUGUUUGUCUAAAUGACCAAACAAAUAUAAUUAGAAAAGGCCUGACUUGUAUAGUUUAGUAUGAAAAGAGCUAAAUUACUGUCAGUCUUUUUUUUUUGUGAGGUUUUCCUAUAUUUUACUAUUUAAAUAUUUCACUUAAAAUUAUACUGCUAUUUUACAUGUACACCAAUAAUGUGAUUAUUUCCAAUAAUCAGACUUAACCCCAUGUUAACCCCAUUUAUGCAUGUGGGGCAUAAGUGACAUAAAAUUACAUAUGUUUAGAAAACUGACACGAGAGUUUACCGUUCAAGAUAGUGAAUAACACUGAUUAUCUCUUCAUCACGGCACCUGUUAGUGGGUGGAUAUAUUAGGCAGCAAAUGAACAUUUUGUCCUCAAAGUUGAUGUGUUAGAAGCAGGAAAAAUGGG
Molecule: messenger RNA, 1816 nt
Organism: Megalobrama amblycephala (Wuchang bream)
Lineage: Eukaryota; Metazoa; Chordata; Actinopteri; Cypriniformes; Xenocyprididae
Product: olfactory receptor 10J5-like
Exons: 1
Coding region: 282-1226 (314 amino acids)
Biological process (GO): G protein-coupled receptor signaling pathway
Cellular component (GO): membrane
Molecular function (GO): olfactory receptor activity; G protein-coupled receptor activity
Source: RefSeq, a predicted model, not a curated record